GAUGGAUAUACAGUCAAACACUCGAUCAAAUACCUGAAAAUUUAGAUUCAAGCAGAACGUCUUCAAAUAACUCAAGCUUGUUACUAGUCAUGAAGGAUACCACUCCCAGCGAUGUCCCGCAGCUCACUACCCCCGACGUGAACACAGAUGAAACCGAUGCAGGUGCGGACGCGCUAGCAGAACAAACUGAAACCUUAACAAUAAUGGGCACAGCGGACAAAUUCAGCAUUGCCGGAAAAGGCGCUAUUGGGGGAAGGAUAGACUGGACGGAGGAACAAGAACGGCAACAAGCAGACAAGAACUCGGUAAUCUACUCGGAAUGCCAAAGCUUCGAGGAACUCAACCUGUCGGAAACCUUACUGAAAGGCGUGUAUGCUAUGGGAUUCAAAAAGCCUUCAAACAUCCAAGCUAAAGCCUUCCCCAUCAUUUUGAAAGAAAAUAAAGAUCUGCUGGCGCAGUCACAAUCAGGAACUGGGAAGACGGCGGCCUUCUCUCUGGGCAUGCUGGCUAAAAUAGAUCUUACACAGCAACACCCGCAGGCGCUCUGUGUAUCUCCUGCUCGCGAACUGGCUAAGCAAACCUUCGAUGUAUGUUCUGAGAUUGGUCGCUUCACAGACAUUGGCUUGCACCUUGCCGUAUCCGGACAGAAGCGCGACCGGAAUUUAGUGAUCAAGGAACAGAUUGUGAUUGGAACGCCUGGUUCGGUUAUUGACCUGUUGAAAUCAAAAAAGAUCAAUGGAGAUCACAUUAAGAUGUUAGUAUUCGACGAGGCCGACCAAAUGCUGGACGUCAGCAGCAUGCAGGCAGACUCCAUCCGUAUCAGAAAGCAACUAAAUCCGAAUCAUCAAACGUUAAUGUUUUCGGCCACGUUUACGCCCCGAGUAUUGGAAUUCGCAUCGAAAGUAUGCCCGGAAGCAGUCCAGAUUACGAUAGAAGUCAAGAAACAAGCCCUGGAUGCCAUCUCGCAAUUCGUCAUAGAGUGUCCCAAUCAGUACUCGAAAUACAAUGUGGUGACCGAUAUAUACGACUCGGUGCAAAUCGGACAACUCAUUAUAUUCGUGAAUAAGAAACAGACAGCGCAAGAGCUGUGUGACAAGUUGACGCAAGCCGGGCAUUCUGUAUGCUCUCUCUUUGGUGGGAAUGCGCAAGACAAGUAUAGCAUGGAAGCAGCCACCAGAGACAGGGAACUGGAUGACUUCAAAUCAGGCAGGAAGAAAGUGCUGGUGACAACUAAUGUGUUGUCGCGGGGCAUAGAUAUCGACCAGGUGAAUAUGGUGAUUAACUACGACUUGCCGAUCCGAUUCUCGGAACAAGGAAAACCAUUGGGCGUUGAUACGGAAGUAUACUUGCACAGGAUAGGUA
Sphaeroforma arctica JP610 is the source of this 1362-nucleotide messenger RNA. RefSeq lists its product as hypothetical. The record is from RefSeq and is a predicted model, not a curated record. The annotation marks the transcript as partial. Gene Ontology annotation, molecular function: RNA binding; RNA helicase activity; ATP binding. Gene Ontology annotation, biological process: poly(A)+ mRNA export from nucleus. The transcript has 10 exons. Gene Ontology annotation, cellular component: nucleus; cytoplasmic stress granule. Lineage: Eukaryota; Ichthyosporea; Ichthyophonida.